AUGGCAGACAUCGGCCUGGACACCGCGACCAUCGUUGCCCUAUGGUGCGAGGCACUCCUGUUCGGCGUCUUCCUCGUCCUGUUCGCCGUGAGCGUAUAUAUCCUCUGGCCGCUGUCGUUGCGCACAACAGGACGGGUGAACGGGCCGCUGCUCGCUACUUCCGUAUCCCUAUUCUUGCUUCUGGCUUCACAUGCAGCAGUCUGCCUGCGCAGAGUCCUCCAGGCUUUUGUGGACAACGAGCCUACACCUGGGGCCUUGGAGUUCCUCAGCGACACACGACAGUGGACCGAGCCAGUAACAGACCUCAUCUACGGCCUUGUCACUCUACUCGGUGAUGGCAUCCUCAUCUACCGCUGCUAUGUCGUUUGGGCCCGCAAGGGGUGGACGAUCAUUCCAUCAGUAAUUCUGUGGAUCGGCACUGUGGUCACCUGCAUACGCAGCGUCGUGAUGCAGUUCGAGCUGCAAGGCGGCGAGGGGAUCUUCGCGAGCCAGUUAAACGGCUGGAUCGAAGCUUUCUUUGCCUGUACGAUGGCCACUAACGGACUUACGACCGCACUCAUCGUACUCCGAAUCUGGCGAUCAAACAUCGAUGUGCGCAAGUUUGGCCACUCCAAUCUAGGCCCAGUCAUAGCCAUCGUCCUCGAAUCCGGCGCGCUGUACAGCAUCACAGUAUUCAUUCUGCUCAUGCUCUAUGUCGCCCAGACUAAUGCGCAGUAUAUCGUACUGGCGAUGGAGAUUCCCAUAAUCGUGUGUCCUAUCAUCCCCUACCGAUGUUAG
This is a messenger RNA of Dacryopinax primogenitus, 777 nucleotides long. RefSeq lists its product as uncharacterized. Bases 1 to 777 code for a protein of 258 amino acids. The record is from RefSeq and is a predicted model, not a curated record. NCBI's taxonomy places the organism in Eukaryota, Fungi, Basidiomycota, Dacrymycetes, Dacrymycetales, Dacrymycetaceae. The transcript has 3 exons.